Messenger RNA from Botrytis byssoidea, 1371 nucleotides. RefSeq lists its product as uncharacterized. Gene Ontology annotation, biological process: transmembrane transport; monoatomic cation transport. The record is from RefSeq and is a predicted model, not a curated record. Gene Ontology annotation, molecular function: monoatomic cation transmembrane transporter activity. Bases 1 to 1371 code for a protein of 456 amino acids. The transcript is spliced from 3 exons. Gene Ontology annotation, cellular component: membrane. Lineage: Eukaryota; Fungi; Ascomycota; Leotiomycetes; Helotiales; Sclerotiniaceae.
AUGGUAGGUCAUCGAAGUCGAGCAACCGGAAACGACAAUGCGCAUGAUGCCAAACAAAGUACAUAUCUCCGCCGAGACUUAGAACAAGGCAGACCGUCAAAAGAUAGGAAAUAUAGAUUUCGCGAUCAUGGACCUUUGGAGCCAGAUGAUCGAAGACGAGAAGAAUUCAAGACGAAAUUAUUAGAUGGGGUGAAAAAAUCGAGUUUGGAGAGCUUCCGCAAGAAAGAUGAAGAGCUCAAAGAAAUGCCAAAAUCCGUCCGCAGUUUUUACGAAGAACAAAACAAUCGUCUAGAUGACUGGCUCGAAGUCAAUGCCCUUGUCCAAGCACUUGCAGAUGAUAUCCUCGAAUCCUUCGAUCCGCGAGAUGAUAACGGAGAUGGAGUGGCAGAAGGCGGUGGUGCAUUACAAGACACCCAAGGAUUUGUCGAACCUUUCUUACCAGAUGCCGAACAAGAGAAACGUCAAAAAGCUCGAAGAAGCGCAAAAUGGGCUAUCAAUAUAAAUGUUAUCGCGAAUAUCAUCUUGCUCAUUGCAAAGGCGGUAGCGGCGUUCUAUUCCUCGUCUCUUUCUCUUAUUGCUUCGUUGGUGGAUUCCGCUCUUGAUCUUUUGUGUACGGUGAUUGUAUUCACGACGAAUCGAUUGGUACAGUGGCGAUUGAUGAGCUUGAAACGGAAAUUUCCAGUGGGAAGAAAAAGAUUGGAACCAAUUGGCAUUCUGGUCUUCUCAAUCAUCAUGAUUAUUUCAUUCCUACAAAUCCUUCAAGAAUCGGCCCAGAAACUCAUGUCCAAGGGUCCGCAUCAAGCAAAGGAAUUACCCGUCAUUGCUAUUGCUUCCAUGGCUGGUACGAUUGGUCUCAAGGGACUUAUUUGGUUCGGAUGUAUCAAAAUUAAAACUACUCAGGUACAAGCUUUGGCUCAAGACUGCAAAACCGACGUCGUAUUCAACACACUCUCCCUCAUCUUCCCCUACAUCGGCCAUGCCGCCAAUCUCUGGUGGCUCGAUCCCCUCGGCGCCGGACUCCUCUCCCUCUUCAUCAUCUACGACUGGGCAUCCACCUGUCUCGAAAACAUCUUUCGCCUCACCGGUUCCGCCGUCGACGAUCGUCUUCAGCAAAAACUUACAUUUCUCGCGUGGCGCUUUUCCCCGCUCGUCAAUGGAUACAAAAGUAUUACGGCGUAUCACGCGGGCGAUGGGGUGUGGGUCGAAGUCGAUAUUUUGUUGUCUGAGGGCACGACGCUCGAGGAGGCCCAUGAUGUCGCGGAAACGUUGCAGUAUUGUUGUGAGGGGUUGCCCGAGGUGGAUAGAGCGUUUGUCACGUGUGAUUAUGCGGUUCAAGGACCGUCUGGGCAUGCGAUGGAGGGGGUUAAUUGA